Messenger RNA from Corylus avellana, 2145 nucleotides. The record is from RefSeq and is a predicted model, not a curated record. NCBI's taxonomy places the organism in Eukaryota, Viridiplantae, Streptophyta, Magnoliopsida, Fagales, Betulaceae.
AUGGAGGUGUUGAUUCAGUUAUGGAUAGCUCAAGGCUUUCUUCAUUCAUCAUAUGGAAAUAGACAUCUUGAAGAUAUUGGUCGCGAAUAUUUUAUGGGUUUGCUUUGGAGGUCGUUUUUCCAAGACGUACAAAGAGAUAUAGUUGGUGAAAUAGGAAAGUGCAAAAUGCAUGACCUUAUUCACGAUCUUGCACAGUCAGUAGCAGGUGAGGAGUGCACAAUUUUAUAUCCAGAUAGAGAAAAAGUAGUUGGAAGAACUCGUCAUGUGGCAUUUAAUUCUUCAGAUUCAUUACUGGAUAUUCCUCCUCUUUUGCCCAAACCUAACAAAAUGAGAACACUUCUUCUACACAUUCCAAUACUUCCAGGAUUUGAUGAUGUGCUUAACUUGAACAAUGUGGUACUUGAGUUGAAUAAGCCAGUCUCUAAUACACUUAAUUCAAGUUUUAAAUGCUUGCGUGCUUUGAAUUUGAGUCGGACAAGUGUUCAAAAAGUGCCGAAUUCCAUUGGCAAGUUAAAGCAUUUAAGAUUUCUAGAUCUGUCUAGGAAUGAAGAUAUCAAACUACUCCCUGCUUCUAUAACUAAAUUGCAGAAUUUGCAAACACUAAGACUUGAGUUUUGUCGUGGGCUUAAAGAAUUGCCAGAAGAGACUAGAAACUUAAUCAGCCUUAGGCAUCUUGGGCUAGAAGGGUGUGAUAGCUUGAAUGGUGUGAGGUUAUCUAGUUGGGUGUCCUCACUCUCAAAUUUGACUUCUCUUCGAAUAUGGAAUUGUAAGGGGCUUCCACAUAUCCCACCAUUGGACCGAUUCCCUUUUCUGAAGGAUCUCUAUCUUAGAAACUUAAGUGAGUUGGAGUACAUAAGCAAUGAUGGUAGUGACGUGUCCUCUUCUCCCCUCAAAAUUCUCAGACUUGUUGAUUUGCCAAAGUUGAGGGGAUGGCGAAAGACGAGGGAAAGAGAUCAUCUUCCAUUAUUACCUUCAUUUUCUUCCCUUUCUCAUUUAUUUAUCUGUAAUUGCCCUAUGAUGUGCCUAACAACACCCUCCUCUUCCUCUCCCCUUUCCGAUCUCUCGAAAUUGAAGCAUCUUUAUCUUUUGGGAUUAGAGGAACUUGAAUAUCUGCCACUAGAGUGGCUGCAAAACCUCACUUCUCUUAGGACCCUGGGGAUUGUGGAUUGUCGUAAAAUGAGAAUAUCAAUUUCUCCACUCUUUCAACAUCUCACCUCACUUGAAAAUCUGUUUAUUCUUCGCUGCGAAGAACUUAUCAGCAAUGAGAAUGAAGAUGGCGCACAUGGCCUUGGACCCACAAGGUUUGGUCAUCUAUCUAUCAUUGGCGUUCCAAAUUUGGUUUCUCUCCCAAUAGAGCUUAGAGAUGUUACCACUCUGCAAGGGCUUCAAAUUAUGUAUUGCCCUAGUUUGGUGUCUUUACCGGAGUGGAUAAGCGAUCUCACUUCACUUCAGGAGCUUGAAGUCGUAAAUUGUCCAAAGUUAAUAUCACUGCCCGAAGGUAUGCGCCGCCUCACCUCUUUACGUCGUUUGACAAUUGCGGAGUGUCCUUGCUUGGAGGAAAGAUGUGAACAAGGAACGGGAGAGGAUUGGCCAAAGAUUGCUCAUGUCCCAAACUUUCGUAAAGGCAGCGAUGGUAAUCUCAAAGAAUGGAUAGCAAGCCGAACUCGCCAAUUUGUUGAGCAAGCAUAUAGUUUCACGUAUGGACACUUCUUCAGACAAUCAGAUUUGUACAAAGCUCUAACAUUUACAGCUUGGUCUUUUAAUUAUCUUCUCAAAGAUCAUAAGGUGCUGAAAGCUGAAGCAGUAGAUAUUAGCCUUGGAGUGGAUCAGGAGGCGUUUGUGAAAAUGGUGCUCUAUGUCCAUUGCCCAAAAAGAGACAAUUCCUUUGAUACGUGCUGGCCUGUCUGUCAGCUUGAGCAGCAAUUGUUUGAUCAUGUUUUCCCAUCUUCUUCGGAGGAUGUUUCAUGUUUGGCUCCAUUGAUUAGUCCUCUGUUUAUUGAUCAAAUAUUCUCCUCUUUUUCCAUGUGUGGUGCCAUGGUUGAGGCUUAUUCAAUAGAAAGUAUAAUUUGUAAUACAGUGGGGAUCAAUCAGAGUUUUCCUAGCUAUGAUCUACUUGAUGUGAUAUUGCAACUUAGAUACAAGUGA